Molecule: messenger RNA, 744 nt
Organism: Owenia fusiformis
Lineage: Eukaryota; Metazoa; Annelida; Polychaeta; Sabellida; Oweniidae
Source: the annotation of a GenBank genome assembly
UUCAUUGAUUAAUACCAAUGCAUAAGAUAUUAAUUUUAAUCUUCAAAACAUUUACUUUCUAGCAAUUACUGCUUUGAUGCUAAUGAAAUAUUUAUUGUGUGAGGUCAACAUUAAUACGGAUGUUUACGUAUGGUUACCGCUGGGCUGUGAAGUACGUGGUACGUACAAGCUAAGCUACCUUCAAAAUGGAUCGACAUAUGCUGAUAUUUGUACUAGUCGUUUGUACCAUACUCUCUGGUUGUUAUGCAAGGUCAAAGCCAGGACCCGUUCGACCAAGAAACCACUGUUUACGUUCGAAUGGAGCAACUUCUGGACUUGGAGAAAAGUGGACCAGUGAGAGAGACGGUGUGAAAGAGAAUUGUGAAUGCGUCCCCCUCGCGAAGACAUUUGACAAUCCAAGUUACCUACCCGAAGAUAUGUGGAAUACUCCCGUCAAAGUAUGCCUUCUUGAAGGGUGUGAAAGGCAGGAAGAGGCAUACAAACUGGGAACUGUUAUAACUACACGACAAGGACCAUGUACCAUGCGUGAAGAAUGUGUCGCAGGAACUGAUCCAUUUGGCCCCAUGGAUACAUUCGCUCCCCAGUUCUACUUCAAGAUUAUUGCUUUUUCAUGUGAUUAUGCUGAGUAACCGUGACAACCAAUUUUAGAUUCAUCAAACAAAAUGCGACCUGCAACAGGCGGCAUGAUGCAAAAACCCGUAUAUAUAAUGUAUCAAUCAUUAGGCUCAAUAAAAGCUCAUGCAC